AUGGAGGCGGUAGAGGAACCGAUCGAUGACCAUCAACAAUCUGUAGAGAAGAUCGAGGAUCCCGGGAGGCUUCGUGUCCUCUCGGUGGACAAGGUCACCCUCGAGAAGUACGUCUUGGAAUCGUCGACCGGGUCGCGAGAAGUGCUCUUGACGAAGAAUGAAAGUUCAAGGAAGCUUUCGAUAAAGUCUGAGCUCAGCAGAUCCUCCAGAAACGAUCGAAAAGGAUCCACGAACGCAAAGAAUCGUUGCUCGCUUUCAGAAGAAGCGUUGCUGAAGGACAACCUGCCUGUUGGCUCUCCGUCCAAUGAAACUGGGUCGAAGAGUCGCGAGGCCAGCCUGGAGAAGAGGAUCAAGCCUAUAAGGCUGACCAAAAGCCCUUCCAUAGGCAGCAUCGUGGUCAUUAGCCCGAAAAGGACCAAGAUCCCGCCAAAGAUACCUGACAAGCCGGUCUCGAAGAACGUUCUCCCCGAUUCUUCAGGCUCAGAGCGUUCAAAGACUACCACAGAUUCGGCUGAGGUAAGACAAGAGGAAGAAUUUAAAGGUUCUUCGGAUAACGGCCUGCAAGAUCUAUCAACGAAACAGGAUAAAGGCCUGGAUGCAAAAAACAGGCUGGAUAAGAGCCAGUCCAAGAUCGAGGUACUCCAGCAGAAUCUGACCACCAAGAUAGACGCCAACACGGCGGACAGUUACAAGAAGCUGCUGGACCUGCGUGCCAAGCUGCCGAUUCUCGUCGACUCGAACGCGAACGAGAAACCACUGGGCGAGUUCGACGAGGAGUUCCUGCGCAAGCAGAGUCUGGACAGCAAGUUGAAGAUCGAGGAGCACGACAGCGCGGUCGAGCUGGAUCGCGUGAUCAACGGGGAAGGGAUCGAGAAGACGGUGAAGCCUGGCUAUAGCAAGAAGGUGUCUGAGAUCGAGAAACGGUGGUCGGGCGAGUUCCUGGAGCGACGUAGAUCCUCCGAGUCUUCGAAAUCCUCCUACGUGGAGGAGUUCGGAAGCGUCUCAUCCAGGGAGAGCGUCGGGGAGGAUCGUGGCGCCUCAUUGUACCCGGAGAGACUGCAGGAGGAUCAAGACUCGAUCACAGAGAGGCAAACAUCCGAGGAGGUUUUGACCGUGGACAGUACCGACAUCAGCACCGUCGACUCUGAUUCGUGUUUAGAGGACAGGAUCAAGGCUGUGGACGAAGAUAUCGAGAACGCCGAGAUCGACGAUGAGAUCGAUGACGUCGACCAAGAGCGAAUGGUGGAUCUCGAGAGGAUUGACGGUCAGUGGAAGAGCCAGAGCAUAGGACGCAAGAGGCAACAUCGGAAUACAGACUCUAGAUCUGGGAUAGCGUCCUCCACCGAUUCCAUCGAUCUAUUUGUCGCCAGAAGAUCAUCACCGGGAAGGGACGGUUACGCGAGCCUGAUCAAAGAAUUCACCAUGGAGGCGGCAACCACGUCCAAGAAGAAGGAGGAGAAGCAGAAGAAGAAGCUUGGUCUCCGCCGGCUAUUGCCUGGGUUCUUCUCGCCGAAAGACUCGCGGAAAGACUACAAGAAGAAGGAAUCGAAGGAAAAGAAGAGGCAGGACGACCGACAUUUUGCCAGGUACCAGCAGAACGGGAACUACACUAGAUCGCCAGACACGAUGAACUUGAACGAGGACAUCAAGAGAAACGUGAAACUGGACAACAGUCUGAACGGAUCUAUGAUAGAGGAGAGGCUGGACGAGAUCAAGAGAGAGCUGUUCCCCGAUCAAGGCCCUAUAACCAGCACUCCAGAUUAUCUGGCCAGGGAGGAUGAUCGAGCCUUGCUUCGCGAUCGAACUGGCCCGCCUAGAUCCUACACCACGGAUUCCAGUCUCAGCUCCAUAGCGCCAGACGACCGUUGGGCGGAGAGGAACGCCCAUCUUGGAAUAUCCCCGGAUAUCCGGAAGUACGAGCAGAGGCAGAAGCGGGAGGAGGUCGGGAGGGGCCAGCUGGAAAGAAAGCACAGCCUCCAGGAGCCGAACAACCGUUAUUUCUUCCACAGAAAUCACGGACCUUCCGGAAGAAUCUCUGCACCGCCCAACGAGAGAUAUUUGGUACGACCCAGAGCGAUCCAUCCGAUCGACAGGCCUCUGCCGGCGAUACCGCAUUCACGAACGAACUUGAACUGCGAGAACUUCCUCGAGGAAGAUCCACGAGAGGCGAUCGAGUACGGCCAUAAUGUGUACGUCCAGGCGAAGUCGAACUACUCGAAUGUACGUGGUGGUAGCUUGUACGAGAACCAUAAUGCUUCCGGGCUGAUGCCACAGUCGGUCUCUGCUCAAGUGAAGAUCACCACGCAGCCCAUAGUGAACCAGAAUCACAAGGCUCCGCUGGUAGGCAGAUCGUCGAAGUACUCUUCUCCAGGGUCCAGUCAGAAGUCUGGGGAGUACGCGGACUCGAGUUGCACGCCCAAUUCCAGCCAGAAGAGCGAGUUCUCGCCGUCCAGCUCGAAAAGCGGCGAGUACUAUCUCCACUCGCCAGGGAACAGUGGAUCUCCUACAAACGGCAAGGACCUGGACGAAAGGGAUGAGGUAUACGUGAACGAGAAGUCGCCGUCCAGGUCGUCCACCAGGUGCAUGGACGACAGGAUCUACGAUGAAACGCCUUUGUCGCCCUGCGACGAUCGUUCCACACCGACCAACUCGAACCAGCUGGAACGAUCCAGGGAGGAGCCCACUGAUCUAGGGAACACCUCGAAUCAGAGUCCCUCGAAGGGGUCCCAGGGUACAGAGAAGUUGGAGGACAGCCAGAGGACUCUGGAAACCACGAUUCAAGGUGCUCCCUGUUCACCUAGCGGUAGUCAAGGGAAACAGGUGUCGCCUAGGGGUUUGACAGCCCAGGCCAAGAGAGCUCAACCGAAUGAACAGAUCUUGAUAGCCUCCCCAAAGAGGGAGUUAGCUUACGAAACGAGGAUACCAAGACCGACCAACGAGACCCGACGAAUCGAGUCGCCUGUGAACAUCGGUAAUUCGCCUCUCAGACUGCCAUCAACAGUGGAGGCACGAGGCUACGAUUCCCCUGGAAGCCAGGAUUUCUCUGGAACGAAGACAAUCUUCCAGGGACAGAGGUCAACCCCGAGCUUCUCCCCCGGGAUACCUCGACCUGAACCAGUCUACGUUCAACGAAACGUGGCCAGUCAGCCUGUAGGUCAUCGACCUAACGUACAGAAGAAGGACAGCGAUGAUAGGGUAGCCUGGAUUCAGGGCAGAACAUCGUCACCAGUGAAGAGCCCACAGAGACCUAGUCCACGGAUCGAGAAGACCGAUCGAGGCGCUAAUCAGCAGCCAACGAAGAGCCCGUGUCAUCAGGUUCAGGUUCAGAAAUCCAGGAUUCCGGCUGCGCAGAACAAAUCUCCGGUUUCCAGUCCAGGUCACCCAGAAUCCACUACUGGUUCCGCUCGAUCUGUCGAUGAGUCAUCUGUCUACGUUCAAAGGAUCCCAGAACCGGUAUACGUGCAAAGGGAGGCUGUCUCCCCAUCGAAGCAGAAGACCAGACAGCAUCUGGAGGCGUUCUACUGGCAACAGAAGGCUCUGGAGGCGCACAGGAAGUCGCUGGCCUCUCCAGGAACCGCAAACUCAGGGCAGAUCGCUCGGAAGAUCGAUCUACCCGAGGUCAGAGAGGCCGUGUACUGGCAACAGUUGAAGAGACUAGACGAGGAGCUGCAGAGACGCAUCUACGAACAGAACCUGGCCGAGGAGAGUUCCUGCUGCUCGAAGAGCCCCUCCAGGCCCAGGCAAGGAUCCCUCGGGUAUCCCGUCCAACAAUGGACAGAGAAUCUUCGGCGAGCCAAGGGAAUUCCCAGCGGCAAGCCACCGCUGAUGCAAAGCCAGAAGGGUCCAAACCAGCCAGUGCUAAUAGUCAGACCGCAGCAGGCUGUCCAGAAUCGCCGUGAAAUGCAGACCAAGCCUCUAGACCCUCCAAGAUUGGAGGCUCAGAGGUCCAAAAGUGCUUCCCCCCAUUUCCAUCGGGGCGAACCGCAUGUGACCCAGAGGAAGAUGGAGCCGACUAGCUACAUAGAUGUGAACGACGAUUCUAAGGGGGCGCCUCAUCCGAUAUUCAAGAGGGGCAGCCUUGUAGGCGGAGACUCCGUUGAUUAUGGGACCAGUGGCGGUGCGAAGAGGGUCAGUUUCUCAAAUCAGUUGCCACCUGGCCAGGACCUGCCCGCUGGUAGCUGGCCAACCAAGCAUGGACCUGCUCCAGAACCACCAACUAGGAGACACAGAAGCGAGGAUAGUACCUCCGACACCGAUUCCGUGUUCUCCCAUGAUCGACGCGAUCCUGCACACUAUCCUGAAUCGGAAUACGACGCUGACAGACCCCUACCGCCUCUGCCUAGGGAUCUCGCCAACGCUAGGUCACCUGCAGCCGCGAGGUGCAAUCUUGUGAUGUCACCGUACGGUGAUCUAAGAUGGCAGGACCUUCGACGAGUUAACAGUCCUUCGGUCACGCCUGAGCAGCUGCAGCGGGUGCUUCGCCAGAAAGAGGAGGAGUGGAAUCCGGAUGGCAAGGGUCGACAGUCCAACGACACCGGUGGGUCCGGCAGGGGGGAGGUUGAGGCAGGCUCGAACGAAAUUCCAACCGGUAGAAGAGGCGGCGGCGGCGGCGGUGGGGGCAACGCGGGCAGCGGAGGGGGCGGGGGUAGCGUGUUGGGCGUUGGCGGGGGCGGGGGAAGUGGAAACGUCGGCGGUUGUUCGGGCGGUAGAAGCGGGUCCGGGGGCGGCGGGGGCCGGUCGAGGGACGAGCCGAGGAGGCACACCCUCGGCGGUGAUCACCAGCCCUCUCUGCAUCAUCAGCAGUUCAACGCGGCCCAGCAGCUGCACGCCCUUCAUCCCCAUCAUCUGCCGCCGCCGCACGGCCAGUACGGCACGCCGCCCACGCGACACACCACCAUGGAUCUCGAGAUGGGGACCAAGUCUCGCCAGAGAAAGUCGCCUCUUCCGCGCGGGUUUCCGCCUCCCUCUUCGACGAUGUUGUUCGAUGACGACCCGGGCAUCAUGUCCGAGGUGGAGACCUCUAGCACCGGAUUCCGACGGGGCGGUAAACAGAGAAGCAGCCUCCCCGUUGUACGGACCCCAAGCAAAACUCUGGAGCGACCAUUAGGUAACUCACCAUCCGCGAUAGAAUUAGGAUCGUCGUGUUGCUGCCUCGCUGCUCGAUCCCCUUGUCGGACAUUCCUGACGAAACGAUGCGUUUCUCUGGACGAUUCCAUAGGUCUAGUGUUCCUGCAGUAUAGGAACGAGACGAAGCGUGCCCUGCUCCCGAACGAAAUCACAAGCAUAGACACGGUCAAGGCGCUCUUUGUCAGGAGCUUUCCUAAGCAACUCACCAUGGAAUACCUAGACAGUCCACAUGUAAAGGUUUACAUACACGACAGCAACAAGGACAUGUUCUACGAGCUCGAGGACCUCAGAUCUCAUCUGCGAGACAUCCGGGACCGCAGCGUGUUGAGACUGUUCGAGAGCACCGACGGUGUCACGGGGAUGCCUGGACCGAUGGGAAUACCUGGCGGCGGUGGGCUGCUGCCUCACUGGGAGGACCAGAGCUACUUCAGCGAGCCGGAGUUCGACAGCGAGUACCAACACCAGCACAUCCACAAGAGCAAGACGGCGAAGAACUCGACUUCCGGUAGCAGCGGCUACUACGUAGGCGGUAGCAGCACCCUUCCACGAGGCGGUCAGCUGAUGAGAGCGUACAGCCCGGCCGCAUCGUCAGUCGUCGGUGGACCGACCGGCACGCCGACACAGCCGAAACCACUGUCAACGCCAGGUGGUGGCGGGGUGCCGCCGGCCAAGCCGCUUCGCAGCUACCAGUGCGGUAAGAGUCCCCUUGGAAGCCUCGGGGGCUCGGCUCGCUUCUCUAGAGACAGCUCGGUCUCCCUCUAUAGUAUAGCAGAUCGAUUGCACGGGGAGGCCGGAUACAUGAGCAGCCCCGAAAGAGGAGGCGGAGUUGGCUCCGGGAGCGGGAGAUACCCGCCUGGACCGUACAGCGCCGGGAGCAGCUACGAGGACCCGUACUACUCGCAAUACUCAGGCACCGUCACUCCAGUCAUCGACGAAGAAGCCAGGAUCAGGGUGGAGCACAUGGAGAGACAGUUGGCCAACCUGACCGGGCUGGUGCAGAAGGCUCUGACACACGCCCCACAUCCGAGUCCGUCGCCCAGGGAUUAUCUGCAGGUGCCAGCGGGUCGCGACCCAUACGCGAGAGGAGCAGGCGCCGGGGACGAGUUCGACAAACACUCUAGCUCCAGCUCUGCCUCAUUGCCAGUGUCUCAACCUGCCGUUACAGAUGACUCGUACUUAAGGACUGACGUAAAACCACCAAAGUUAGGCAAAGACAAGUCGGUGUCGUUCGAAAAGUCAGUGUCCUUCAGUGACGAGCCUCCAGACAUGAACUCUCCCAAACAGCAUUCCCCGCAACACGCAGCGGACACUAAGCCAACGAAACCGGCGAUCAAAUCCUCCACGUUGCCGAGGAUGUCUUCGCAAGAGAGAGACAGGCACAAGCCGACACCGCCGCCGAAGCCGGCUGCCCUGGUCGCCGGGCAAUACGUCUAUCGGGACCUGGCUCUCACGCCGGAAAUGUACAACCAGCUACGCGGGCUACAGAAGAAGGCAAAGGACCUGAGGCAAGAGGUCAGAAACCUGAGGCGCAUGUCUCAGGCGCAGGCGCACACCGUUAGGGAGACGAUCAGGGACACAUUCAUCACCAUCAGGGCAAUGUUACUGUCGGGUGGAGACGCCGCCUGGUCCACCGGGGAUGCCGAGAAGAUCCGACUGAGCCGCGAGGAAGACCUCUACAAGCAGGAGAUGCUGAGGCUGGAAAAAGAUCUGACCGAGCUGGAGAGCACGGUGGAGGAACUCCGUGGCAACGUGAUCAACCGGAAGACUCGUGUGAACAUGUCGGACGUGGAAAACAUGGCCUUGAUCCUAAGCAAAUCAAGCAAAACGGUGGCGGAUCUGAAGGUACGAUUUCCGAGUCUGCAAGAGGGCAUGAAGGGUCUCCUGAGCUCCGAGAUGGAGAAGGUGGUGCGCGAAGAGAAGUUCCUGAAGGAGGAACCGGAACGACUGGAGACCGCGUUGAGGCGUUGCAAGAAGCUCACCGGUACCCUAGUGACGCUCAAACGCUUGGCGUCGGUGCAGGAGCAGCGAUUACCAAACGCGACGAGCGUGGACGCGGAGGAGACGCCCCCAAUAACGCCCACGUCGGCUCAGCAUUCCAAGGCAACUGCCCCUGUGCCAGCGGAACGCACUGUCGUGGGGUCAGCGAGCGUCAUCGGGGGAGGGUCCCACCCUCACGAGCCAUCCGCCGCCCAUCAGCAGCGUCCGGAGAACGCACUCGACGCUCUGUUAGACGAACUGCAGACAUUCUCGAGACCUAGCUCCCAGCUCGGUCACGUCCCAGGUGCGGCAGCCGUGCUCUCGGACCUAGGAAGGUCAAAUAGCAGAGAAGCGGGUGUUCCACCGGGCCCGGGGACACCUGGACGAGCUCCAUGCAUCUCGGACAUAGGCAGAAAGGGUAGCGUGGACUCUUCCAGUGGGAUUCUAGCCAGCGGGACCGUGACGGGGCCAGCCACCGCCCCGACUCCUGGUGGUACACUAAGGAGACUUCACUCGUACCCGUCCAGCUCGGACACGGACACCUCGCCGCCCAUAGCGAGACUCCAGGUGUCUCUGCAGGAUCAGCCCAGCUUACCUGUCCUGCCCCAGGGCUUUGUACCAGGUCAGAAGCCCCCUGUGCCUGAGAGGAACGCUGAACUGUUGCAGCUGGCCAGCGCCAGGAGGGUACCCCCACCACCGCCACCGAGGACCAGCUCCAGAUCCCCAUUGGCCAGCCCGACUAGUCCCCAGCUGCCGCCCAGGAACCACGCCUGCAACCUGCAGACCGGUAACACCACUCUACGAAGGCCUCCGGCCAGGGGUACCUUGCCCAAAGAGGGCAAACCGCCUAUGGCCCUGCCCGCUGAAGCUACCAACAACGUUGUCCCAACUCUGGAACCCGUUCUCCAUAAUUCCUCCUCGUCCCAGUCGUCGGCGGUGCUGUCAGCCAGCAAUUCGAGCUCCUGCGAAAGUGUCAACUCGCAGGAAGGCCUGCAAAACAAGAAGGGUAGGCAAGAGCUACUCGAGCAACGACACCAGGAGCUGUUGCGCAAGCAAAAGGCUCUACAGGAGCAAUACGCCAGGCUCCAGCAGCUGCAGAGGAACACAGCAGGUCUAACCACCAUACCGCCAGCUCCGCCUGAUCUUCUGAAGAAGACGGGAUCGGAGAGUAACCUGCUGGCCAAGAUGGGACUUGGUCUUAGCACCGCCAGUUCCGGAUCUUUGACCAGUCUGACCGGGAAACCGUCAGUCUCCCAGGAGUCCUCGGUGGACGAACAACCGUUGGGACAAGACAUGAACAACGGGGACACGGAGAUGAUGAAGACGAUGACGAAUUCGAUCUCAGGCCCUGGAAUGAUCGGCGAACCGAACGGCCAACCGACUGGAAUCGUCCCGACGACUGCCGCGGUUCUGACCAUCGCCACGUCGAAUACGACCACCACGACCACCAGCAAGAUCUACGAGACCGAUAUUCUGUGACCGAGAAGUCGAUCGUCCUUGAUCAAGAUCACCUCCGCCGCGGAGGCCGUGCUCGCGAGUUAACCCUGUCAUCCAGCGUCGCCCGGGCCGCGGGGAAUCCGAGGGAUAUGCUUUGUACACGCGAUUUUCUAGUGGUGGGGGACUAAUGACGGUCGGACCUAGACACUGGAAAGAGGGUUACCGUGCGCGCUAGGAGCCCUGAACACACGAAACGGUCGAGAUUAUCAUUCAGACCCACGGGAGGACGCUUUUCAGUAUUAGGGAUGAGAAUCGAAUUUCUGACGGGUCUGUGUCAACGGUAGAGAGAGACGCCGUGAGUACGGCCGACCGUGAGAGUAGAGGAUUGAAUACCAUGUGGUGGGCCCGGUAGCCAGAGUUGCCAGGG
This is a messenger RNA of Dufourea novaeangliae, 8968 nucleotides long. RefSeq lists its product as uncharacterized. Lineage: Eukaryota; Metazoa; Arthropoda; Insecta; Hymenoptera; Halictidae. Gene Ontology annotation, cellular component: cytoplasm. The record is from RefSeq and is a predicted model, not a curated record. The transcript is spliced from 20 exons. Bases 1 to 8583 code for a protein of 2860 amino acids.